AUGGACCGCAUCUCGGUGCAGGACGGGCUGAUCGAGGUGUCUCUGUUCGACCGGGCGCUGGACGAGCCCUUCACGAUCAUCUCCAGACACACGAUGCUGGAGAUCGACGUGUCGGCCGCGGCGCCGCGGGUCACGGUGAUCAGCACCGAGCCCAUCGAGGAUCUGCCGCUGCCCGGCCCCGAGCGCCCCGAGCUGGCCGUCAGGUUCGAUCCGGGAGCGGUGAGCGCUACCCAAUCCGGGUCCAUCGAUUUCCGUGAGCGGCAGACCUACACGGUGCAGGCAUCUGAGGGUCAGCCGUUCACUGCCACCCUCGACGCGCCCCUUGGCGUGUGGCUCGAUGUCCGCCUCGACGAUUCCGUGGUGACCUCGGCCGCGCAGCGGUCCCAGCUGGUGACGGCGGAACUCCCAGCCUCCGGUCCGUGGAAGGCCAGUCCCGCGCCCUCCACGACGGCGCCGAUCGUGCGGCCGCCUCGACUGGUCACGCCUGACGACGAAGGCGCGGUCGUGUAUCUGACCUUCGAUGACGGCCCGCACCCCGUCUAUACGCCGCAGGUUCUCGACGUGCUGGCCCGCUACGGCGCCCGGGCCACGUUCUUCGUGGUUGGCUCGCUGGCCCAGGCCUAUCCGGACAUCAUCCAGCGCAUCGCGGCGGAGGGUCAUACCAUCGCCAACCACACCUGGAACCAUGAGGACCUUGCAGGACUGUCUCGGGCGGCCUUCGACGAGACGGUCGGCCGGACCCAGGCGAUCCUGGCGGAUCUCGCCACGCCGUGCCUGCGGCCACCGUACGGGUCGGUCGACGCCUUCACCAGGGAGUGGGCCUCUUCCCACGGCUGUCGCUGA
Geodia barretti is the source of this 843-nucleotide messenger RNA. Lineage: Eukaryota; Metazoa; Porifera; Demospongiae; Tetractinellida; Geodiidae. The record is from the annotation of a GenBank genome assembly.